Nestor notabilis (Kea) is the source of this 291-nucleotide messenger RNA. RefSeq names its product protein transport protein Sec24-like CEF. NCBI's taxonomy places the organism in Eukaryota, Metazoa, Chordata, Aves, Psittaciformes, Psittacidae. The record is from RefSeq and is a predicted model, not a curated record. The transcript is spliced from 2 exons. The coding region runs from base 1 to 291 and encodes 96 amino acids.
AUGGCACCAACAGGAACUGCAACAACAGGCAAACAACAGGAUGUUAGAUUACUUGCUACCACCGCUCUGAAGGGCUCCGUGAAGUCAGAUUCUAGAAGGGCAGGGACGCCCCGCUGCUCACCACCGAGCAGGCAGAGCCCCAGGCCAAGCCCAGCAGCCCGGCCCUGCCCUCCACACACGCGGCCAUGUGCCAGCAGGCGGCACUCGCCGCCUCCCCUGCUGCCGACACCCGGAUUCGCUGCAGGGAGCAGGGGCUCGAUCCCCCCCAGCAGCAGAACCCCCUUCAGAUAG